CUGGUGGGACGCCACAGUGGAAACUCGACUUCCAGCAUGGACGGCCUCUGCGUGCUGCUGCACGUGUCUGCCUCCUCACUGCUGCUUCUGCUGCUGGUCGCCACGGGCCCCGUCAGUUCCGAGACGUCAACGUGCAGAAUAGUAGACUGUCCCAACUUCAGAGCCAUACACUACUAUGAGGAGCUGGGUUGCGAACGCAGUGGCGAUUCCGACGACUGCUGUCCAACGCGCUUCGACUGCAGUCCACUUACAUCGCUGGACAAGACAAAGUGUCUCUACAAUGAGAAGCCAUAUGGUCACAACAGUAUCCUGUUCCAUGGAAAGUGGGGCGCACUCAAAUCUCCAUGCAUGCAAAUAUGUCGUUGCUACAUCCUUCCAGAAGGAAUCUGGAAGGGAGAAGCGAGGUUCUCUUGUGACGACACGAGAUGCUCUCACUUGACUGUUCCUGACGGCUGUUAUCCGACCUACAGUUUAGACCAGUGCUGUAGCAGUGGACAGAAGUGUGCGUCUGACGCCAACCUCACCGAAUGUGCAUAUAAAGGGAAGACGUAUCUGGAGGGACAGUUGAUUGAAGCAGCCAAUUCUGAGUGCAUGAAGUGUGUUUGCCAGGAGGGAUAUGACGGGACCCUGGAAGGGCCUUGGUGUCAGAGACGCAGCUGCGACUACAAUUUCUCGUGGACGCUUUCUGUGCUACGUGGGUGUGCGCCACUUUUCUACGAAGACGACAAGUGUUGUGCUGACGACUUCCAUUGCCCUUCCGCUGAGGAUAUUGUAGUGCGGCACUCAGAGAAUUCAACGACGAAUGAAGAUGAGCAGUGCUUGUGUGGAGAACACAGGCUGAAUAUUGGCGACGAACGUCUGGCAACUGACGUACACAGUAUCAAAUGCACGUGCGAGAUACCACCGUUUAUGACUUGCGUGAAGCCGUCAAUACCCAUCUUUGACCCAUAGCGAAGAAAUAAGAGAAAUGUAUGAAGCACACCUACUGAACGUCAGUCACAAACAACAAGGAUUCUGCGUCGUUGAGGAGCAAAUGUAACAACUGGUUGUAAUUAAG
Schistocerca piceifrons (Central American locust) is the source of this 1057-nucleotide messenger RNA. RefSeq lists its product as uncharacterized. Bases 37 to 951 code for a protein of 304 amino acids. NCBI's taxonomy places the organism in Eukaryota, Metazoa, Arthropoda, Insecta, Orthoptera, Acrididae. The record is from RefSeq and is a predicted model, not a curated record. The transcript is spliced from 8 exons.